Messenger RNA from Cryptomeria japonica (Japanese cedar), 1696 nucleotides. RefSeq names its product UDP-glycosyltransferase 85A1. The coding region runs from base 130 to 1584 and encodes 484 amino acids. Gene Ontology annotation, molecular function: UDP-glycosyltransferase activity. Lineage: Eukaryota; Viridiplantae; Streptophyta; Pinopsida; Cupressales; Cupressaceae. The record is from RefSeq and is a predicted model, not a curated record. The transcript is spliced from 3 exons.
CCAUCAAGGAUCAGGUUAAUGCAUGGGUCCAUAACUUCUGGGUUUGUCACUCAGUAUAUCAUGCUCUGGAUUCUUUUAGUGCUCUGGCUUGAAGACAAGGGCCUCAAAAUGCGUAUUGAAGGGGAAUAAAUGAUGCCUGUUUUGCACGCAGUAAUCGUGUCAUGUCCUGGACAAGGCCAUGUCAAUCCACUGAUGAAUUUUGCAGAGCUGCUGGCCAUGCGAGGAUUUUUCAUAACCUUUGUUACAACUGAAUGGACGGAUCAGCGCCUUUUAGAAGCAGCUUCCAAAGAUGCAGCUGCACGUGACCGUGAGUUUCAAGAAAGGGGCUUCAAAUUCCGGUUUUUAACUAUCCCAGACGGCUUCAAGCCGGAAAAGGGCCGAACUUCCGAUAUUGGUGAGGUUUUCCUUGCGCUGCAAAGUUUGGGCCCUACUUUGGAAACUGUUUUAAUGGCAGCAGAUAAAUCUGUACCGCCAGUCACUUGCAUUAUUUCGGAUAGCUUUUUAUCCUGCACAGCAGAGGUAGCUAAAAAUAUUGGGGUACCCAGAGUUCUCUUCUGGACUACUUGUACUGCAUAUGCCAUUAUUCAGACAAACGCUAACUUCCUUCUUUCUCAAGGCUAUAUCCCUGUCAAAGAGGAGGACUUGAAAUCCAAGGAGAAACUAAUUACAUGUCUUCCUGGAAAACUCCCACCUAUAAGGCCAACAGACUUACCAUCCUUCUACAGAGAACAACACAUCUCUGAGCUCAUUUACGGAGCCUUUCUCCAUGAAUCUCGCAUCCAAAAGAUAGCAGAUUACAUACUAGUGAACACAUUUGAUGAGCUAGAAGGAGGCAAAGAAGCACAAAUGGGUCUCAGCAUUAAUGGAUGCCCUGCUCUGGCAAUAGGCCCUGUUUAUCUUCCAAACUUCUUACAGGGUAGGAAUUCCAUGUACAGCAUGUGGGAAGAGGAUAAAACCUGCCUCCAAUGGCUAGACGCCCAAGCGCAGGGGUCUGUGUUAUAUGUUUCCUUCGAUAGCAUUGCUGUAAAAUCUGAAAAGCAAUUGCAUGAACUGGCUCUUGGACUAGAGGCUUGUGGAUACCCGUUCCUGUGGGUGCUCAGAUCAGAUAUGGCACAAGGCAAAUCCGUGGUUUUACCAGAGGGCUUCAUCGAUCGAACCAAGGAUCGAGCCUUGAUUGUUAAUUGGACGAAGCAGUUGGAGGUUCUUUCCCACCCAUCUGUGGGAGGAUUUUUUACACAUAAUGGGUGGAAUUCUACCAUGGAGGCCAUCAAUAUGGGAGUUCCUAUGAUUGGAUGGCCUUAUUUUUCCGAUCAAUUUGUUAAUUGUAGAUUUUCCAAAGAUGUAUGGAAGGUUGGCUUGGAUUUGGAAGGUGUUGAUUCAGAUGAAUACAAAAUGGUGACAAAAGAGAUAGUAGAGAGUACAAUUAAAAGUUUGAUGAAAGGUUGUGUUGGAAGGAAGUUGCGAGAAAAUAUUCUGAAGUUGAAGGAGGCUGCAACCAAUGCAGUGAUGGAAGGAGGGACUUCUCAUGCAAAUUUAAACACCUUUGUAGAAGACAUGAUAAAACUAGCCAAAUCUAAAGUGUGAACUUAUUGAAAUAAUGACAUUUAUUCUCUAUAGUAUAUUUUUAAUAACUCAAUAUGUUGAUUGCAAGAGUUACCUAGUAGUAAUUUUUUUAAGUUGGAAUCUUUUCAUACUG